GCUUCUCGUUGUUCCUGUCCUGAUCCACCAGCAGGGGGCACUAUGGGGCGCUAAUCCACCAGCCACCAGGGAGAGAAAAGAACAAGAGCAGCUUCCGGUGUUGUGUUAGCAGCAUGCUAGCUAUGCUAACAGGAGGGUUCGGGUUCUAGAAGUCCUCUUCGGGAUAAGAAAAUCUCAUCUGGGUCGGUUCUGGCGUUCCAAAACUGGAACCGGAACCGGAACAUGAUGGCUCGUCCUGCUGGUUCUGCCGGCUGUCUGGACCAGAAGGUUCUGCAGUAUGAAGCUUUCAUCAACGACGUGCUGAGGAGAGACCUGCGGGCGGUGCUGGAGCAGAGGGAUCGUCUCUAUGAGAAGAUGUCUCACUACCUGCAGCUGAAGAACGCCAUCCAGAGUCUGGAGGAGGCGGGGCCUCAGCGGCUGAAGGCAGACGUGGAUCUGGGCUGCAGCUUCUUCGUUCAGGCCCGAGUGAACGACCCCUCCAGGAUUCUGGUGUUGGUCGGGUUCGGGUUCUUCGUGGAGAUGAGCCACCAGGAGGCGCUGCGCUUCAUCGACAAGAAGACCAAUCAGCUGACGCUCUUCACUGAGCAGCUCACCAAGGACGCCGCCAAAAUAAAAGCCCAUAUCCGGAUGGUGCUGGAGGGUCUGCGGGAGCUGCAGGGGCUGGAGGAGCUCUCAGACGUCUGCAGGAACUCUGCUGCUGCUGCUCAGCUCUGAUUGGACGAUUAGGAGGAUGAGGAUGAGGAGGACGAGGAGCCUCUUCAUCCGGAGGCAAAUUAUCUCCAACUGGACACACAGUGGAACCAACUUCUUCUCAGAUGUGAACUGAAACAUUGAUGACAUCUUCCUGUUGCUGCUCAAACAGGAAGUCCUCCACAUCACUGAGACCUUUCAAAAUACAAUGUCAGGAAAUGGUUUUGUCUGGUGAACAGAGAAGCAGCUGAACUGAAGCUGAAGAAACAAACAUGAACAAGUCCUCAUCCUUUUGCUGUUUAUUGUGGUUUUAAUUGUAAAUUUAAUAAAAAAAUUGAGAAUA
This is a messenger RNA of Poecilia latipinna (sailfin molly), 1033 nucleotides long. RefSeq names its product ubiquitously-expressed, prefoldin-like chaperone (gene uxt). Gene Ontology annotation, molecular function: transcription corepressor activity. Gene Ontology annotation, biological process: negative regulation of transcription by RNA polymerase II; positive regulation of transcription by RNA polymerase II. The record is from RefSeq and is a predicted model, not a curated record. Gene Ontology annotation, cellular component: mediator complex. The transcript is spliced from 6 exons. Lineage: Eukaryota; Metazoa; Chordata; Actinopteri; Cyprinodontiformes; Poeciliidae. The coding region runs from base 223 to 714 and encodes 163 amino acids.